This is a messenger RNA of Pistacia vera, 1678 nucleotides long. RefSeq names its product beta-glucosidase 44-like. Lineage: Eukaryota; Viridiplantae; Streptophyta; Magnoliopsida; Sapindales; Anacardiaceae. The transcript is spliced from 11 exons. The coding region runs from base 1 to 1584 and encodes 527 amino acids. Gene Ontology annotation, biological process: carbohydrate metabolic process. The record is from RefSeq and is a predicted model, not a curated record. Gene Ontology annotation, molecular function: beta-glucosidase activity.
AUGAGGGACAACAUGAAGAAACCUGCUCUACUACACAGUCUUGCAAAUGCUUUCUUUGUGCUGAUUCUGUGCGGCUUUGCACAUGCCGCUGACCACCGUGAGAAUUUUGGGACGGAUUGUCUCGACUUCUUCGGCCCAGCAUGCAAUGAUGGAUUUGACACUGGUGGCAUGACCAGAAAAAGCUUUCCAGACGGAUUUAUUUUUGGGACGGCAACAUCUGCAUACCAAGUUGAAGGAAUGGCUAGUAAAGAUGGAAGAGGACCUAGCAUUUGGGAUGUUUAUGUUCACCAACCAGGAAAUAUUGCCAAAAAUGCCACCGGAGAAGUUGCUGUUGAUCAGUAUCACCGUUACAAUGAAGACAUUGAUCUUAUGAAAAAGUUGAACUUCGAAGCAUACCGGUUUUCGAUUUCGUGGUCCAGGAUCUUUCCAAAAGGAACAGGAAAAGUGAACUGGAAAGGAGUUGCUUAUUAUAAUAGAUUGAUAAAUGCCAUGCUGGACAAAGGAAUCACUCCGUACGCAAAUCUAUAUCAUUAUGAUAUCCCAUUGGCUCUUCAAGAAAAAUAUAAUGGGUUGCUGGACUGCCAAGUUGUGAAGGAUUUUGCUGAUUAUGCUGACUUCUGCUUCAAGACAUUUGGUGAUAGAGUUAAAAACUGGUUCACAUUCAACGAACCAAGAGUUAUAGCUGCACUUGGAUUUGACACUGGCGUAAAUCCUCCUUCAAGGUGUUCACCAGGAAUGGGAAAUUGCACAGCUGGAGACUCCGGAACCGAGCCGUAUAUUGCCGCACACCACUUGAUUCUAUCUCAUGCAGCAGCAGUUCAAAGAUAUAGAGAAAAAUAUCAAAAAACACAGCAGGGAAAGAUUGGAAUUCUAUUGGAUUUUGUUUGGUACGAGCCUCUUACUAGAUCAAAGAAAGACAAUAAUGCAGCUCAAAGAGCAAGAGAUUUCCACAUUGGAUGGUUUUUACAUCCUUUUACAUAUGGUGAAUAUCCAAAAACGAUGCAAGAAAUUGUUGGAGAAAGGCUUCCAAAAUUUACACCGGAAGAAGUAUUGAUGGUGAAAGGCUCGAUUGAUUAUGUGGGUGUAAAUCAAUACACAACUUACUACACGUAUGAACCCGAUACCAAGCCUCAACCCACAGCCUAUUCAAAUGACUGGAAUGCGAUUUUCGCUUAUGAUCGAAGAGGGGAGCCAGUUGGUCCACGGGCAAACUCUCCCUGGCUUUACAUGGUACCUUGGGGUUUAUACAAUGCCGUGACAUAUGUGAAAGAGCGUUAUGGAAAUCCUAUCAUGUUUCUUUCAGAAAAUGGAAUGGAUGAUCCGGGCAAUCUCACGUUUGCUGAAUCGUUACAUGACACCACAAGAAUCAAUUAUUAUAGAGAUUACAUAUCACAACUGAAGAAGGCUAUUGACGAUGGAGCAAAUGUCCAAGGCUACUUCGCUUGGUCACUGUUGGAUAAUUUUGAAUGGUUAUUGGGAUAUACUGCUAGAUUUGGCAUAGUAUAUGUUGACUUCAAUACCCUGAAGAGGACCCCAAAGAUGUCUGCCUACUGGUUUAAGCAGCUGGCUAAACGAGAAGAAUAAGCACUAAUAAAUUUGUUCUUAUGUUUAGAUGUUAUCUCUCCUUUAGGUUCUAGGCUUUUUAUGAGUUUUUCUUUAGGUUCGAGGUUCUUGUAAA